AUGGCACGGCCUCGUGGUCUCGCAGUCGCCAUCCUCGCGGCCGCGCUGGCCGCGCUGGCCGCGCUAGCGCCCUCCUUCGUUGCCCCGGUGCCGCUGCGGGGAAGCCGCAGGUCCUUGGAUCUGGAGAGGAAGCAGAUGAAAACGGCCACGGCCAGGGCCUCCUUUGUCACAGGGGGCUCGGUGCUGCUGCCUUUGGCCGCCUCGGUGCUUACCGGGGUGCUUGGCCUGGAGACGGUGCGCCAGGUCAACGAGGGUGCGGCGCUGAAGGAGCUCAUCCAAAAGUACACCGAGAUCCAAGUGGUGGACGCCCCAAACGGCAUGCCAGGCUCCCCGCCCGUUGAUGGCGUCACUUGGUACGUCAAGGACCCCAGCGUCUACCGGCGGGUGCUGGUGCAAGGCGACCUUGGGCUGGGAGAGAGCUACAUGGAGGGCCUUUGGGAGACCAACGACCUGGAGGGGUUCAUGUUCGAAAUGAUCAAGCUGGAGGCGGUAAAGAAGGAUCUGGGGCUGCUGGGCCUCCCUCUGCUGCUGGGCGCUGCUCUGGGUGCGGCCUCCUGGCUGCUUUUCCCCAGCAACCUAAGCGCGGAGGGGGCCAAGAAGAACAUCGCGAGCCACUACGACAUCUCCAUGAAGCUCUAUGAGCAGAUGCUUGGGCCGACGAUGCAGUACUCCGGCGCAUACUACCAUGCGCCGGGCAUGACGCUCGAGCAAGCGCAGCUGGCCAAAAUGCGGCUGGUCGCCGAGAAAUUGGAUCUGAAGCCAGGCAUGAAGGUCCUGGAGCUGGGCUGUGGCUUCGGGGCCCUGGCGGAUCUUAUCGCCACGGAGUAUGGGGUGGAGAUCACCGGAGUCACGUUGUCCGAGGAUCAGCAUGCCUACGCGAAGAAGCACUUUAAUAACCCCCUGGUGGACAUCAGAUUGCAAGAUUACAGAAGCAUGACGGGCCAGAAGUUCGAUCGCAUCUAUUCAGUGGGCAUUUUUGAGCACAUUGGCCGAAACUGCUACGAGACCUACUUCGAGAAGUGCCAUGAGCUUCUCAAGGAUGACGGCAUCAUGCUCAUUCACAGCAUUGGUUUUUGCAGAGACGGCGAGUGGAAUCAUGGCGGCUGGAUGAAUACGUACAUUUUUCCGGGAGCCGAGCUUCCGACAAUGUCGCACUUCACCCAACAGUUCCAGGAGAGAUGGCACUUGGAAGACUGGCAAAGCUUCGGGGUGAGCUAUGCCAAGACCCUGAGGGCCUGGAAGAGUCGGUUGAAUAACUGGCAGGGCCUCGAGGAGUUCGAGGAGCGAUUCAGACGUAUGUGGGAGUAUUACCUUGAUUGCUGCGCGGCCUCCUUUCAAGCAAGGCGGACAAAGCUUUGGCAGCUAGUCUACACCAAGUACCCCUCGAAGCGGCAGGACGACUGCCACCACAUCCGACAGCCAAAGAAGGCGCCUCCCCUCGCGUCAGAGAGCGCAGCUCAGCGGAAGCUGGGCAAUGAAAUUCGGAGCUCCAUUUUAGGAGUUUUAGCGUGCCUGCCGAGCAGCACCGCAAAGUGGAGUGUGGAGACGUCCAUUCCGCACAAGCAGCAUUUGAAGAAGCUUGAGGUCAUCAGCAAACGUUUGCAGACGAUGCGAACAUUGAAGUGGCCCCGCAUUUCGCAUUUUGAGGCAGGAGCUGCGAGCUACGCGCUGCCACUCCAAUGGAAGGAAGACCCCUCCGAAGCGUUACUUGAGUCCAAACGUGCAUAUUUGGCGGGAUUCUUUGACGGGGAUGGAUGUGUGUCUGGCCUGACCGAUCUGUCCGGUUGCAGGCUGACUGUUGGGCAGAGAGCCUCCGCUGCUGAGGCGUCUCCAAAGCUCUCAGCGGCUAAGAGCCCAGGCCCAGUACCCCGCGUGUCCAAAGGGCGUGAAGGCAGUGCUGGUGGCCAGCCCAAGGCUGAGCCUAAGCCAAAGCCGAAGCCGAAGGCCAAGGACGCCCCAAAGAUGGGCGAGAGUUCCGAGCGGCGUCGCGGCGCCAUGCGGAACGGCGGCUCCAUGGACGUGACACCUCAGGAGCUUUGAUGACGCGCUGCGAGCUUUCCCCCGGGGACACUCCAUCCAGUGGACAUGGCGUGUGCCAAGAGUCCUGGAGAAGAAGAAGCAGAUGUAAAUGGUUGCGGUUCGGCUGAAUGAGAAGCCGGAUAUUUGGAUGUGAUCGACAGGGCAGGCCU
Molecule: messenger RNA, 2189 nt
Organism: Effrenium voratum
Lineage: Eukaryota; Dinophyceae; Suessiales; Symbiodiniaceae
Source: the annotation of a GenBank genome assembly